CUUUCAAUAUCAUUUUAGCCAAUCUACCGAUAACAUUGCAUUCAGCUUCUGAAUACGGUAUUGUGUUUGUGUAAUUAAAAUGUUUAGAAAAACUGUGCACAAAAUUUUUGCCUGGAUCAUGGCAGGCGUAUUUUCUUUUUUGGUGUUUCCAAUAUUUUUUGUUAUAUCCUUCGUGGCAGUGAAUAUUGAUAACUGGCUGUUGAAAGAGAAGAAGAGCAUUGAAGGUGAAGUAGCUGUUAUUACUGGCUCCGCAGGUGGUCUUGGUAAAUGUAUCGCCAAAGAGCUCGCCGCCAAGGGAUGUAAUGUUGCCAUAUGUGACAUUAAUUAUGAGUUAGCUGUGUCGACCGCACAAGAGAUCGCCGAUAAGUAUGGCGUUAAAGCAAAAGCCUAUAAGGUGGACGUUACGAAAUAUCAAGAAAUCGUUGAACUCAAUGAAAAAUUAACCAAAGAUAUAGGCGCUGCCACAAUACUAGUCAAUAAUGCUGGUUUGCUCUUGCACUCGGAUCAGCUAAACCCUUCAUUAGAGGAGAUAGAUUUGAUGGUAAAAGUUAACUACACAUCACAUUUCUGGACGAAUCGCGUUUUCAUGGAGAAUAUGAAGAAAGUGCGUAAAGGUCACAUUAUGGCCAUCAGCUCAAUAGCCGGUCUCGUCACAUUGCCACAGAGUGAGCCUUAUUGCAGCACUAAAACUGCUGUACGUACCUUAAUGCGCGUCCUACGCGCCGAUCUGAAACUGCAAGAAAUAAAUUAUAUCGGACUUACAACGGUAUUUCCAUCAUUUCUUCAAACUCAUGGUCUAGUAAAACAGUUGGCCACUGAAAGCGGUUAUGCGGACUUGUAUCCACUCAUGGCAGGAGAGGAGGUGGCCAAAAGAGCUGUGAAUGGCAUGUUACGUGAUGAAGUUGAGAUUGCGAUACCCGGUUUCUUUGCGCUCAGUUAUCGUCUAUUAACACUUUUGCCCGCCAAAGCUCAGGAUUGGGUAACUUACGCGCCGAUUAGCAGAAUGAAUGGUGUGAAGAAAGCUUUUGAAUCGAUUAAGCGGAAAUAAACGAUAAGCUUGUUGAUAAUAAUAAAGAAAAUUGUUUCGAAAUGUCUUCGAAUAAAUGCUAAAUAUUU
Messenger RNA from Ceratitis capitata (Mediterranean fruit fly), 1116 nucleotides. Its product is annotated as 17-beta-hydroxysteroid dehydrogenase 13. The transcript is spliced from 6 exons. Gene Ontology annotation, molecular function: oxidoreductase activity, acting on the CH-OH group of donors, NAD or NADP as acceptor. NCBI's taxonomy places the organism in Eukaryota, Metazoa, Arthropoda, Insecta, Diptera, Tephritidae. The record is from RefSeq and is a predicted model, not a curated record. Bases 80 to 1048 code for a protein of 322 amino acids. Gene Ontology annotation, cellular component: lipid droplet.